GCAUGCGCGACUAUUUCGUAUCUGUUCGGCUUGUUUUCGUACCAGCCGCCCGCCCGGUGCCACUGAUCCUGACAGCCAGCAAACGGUCAACAGGGCAUACGUUUUUACUCCGUAUUUCCUUUUAUUAUUAAACCACUUUUUUAGAAUUAUCCAGUGAAAUGCAUCCUGUAUCCGUGUCCAUACCGUCUUUCCGUUCCGAAGACAGCGCGUCGGAAAAAGGCUACACUGUUUUCAAGAUCGAGGUGUUAACGAGCGGGCGGCAGCACACUGUGGAGAAGCGUUACAGCGAGUUUCAUGCUCUGCACAAAAUGCUAAAAAAGAUCAUGAAACCUCCGGAGCUUCCCUCAAAGCACGUGAGAAACUGGAUCCCUAAAGUUCUGGAGCAGAGACGACACGGUCUUGAGCUUUACCUUCAGACUAUAAUCAUGGAAAACGAGGUCCUUCCUAAAAUAUUCCUGGAUUUCCUCAACAUCCGCCACUUCCCAUCCCUGCCAAAGGCUGAGAGUUGUGGGUCGUUUGAAACCGAAUCCGAAGACUCAUGUAAACUGACACAUCAGCCGGCCCUGCUUUUCCUGAGGGACCCCUAUCUGCUUCCUGCCACUAAUGGUACAAAAACACAUCACUUGGAAUAUUAUUUAAGACGUCCAUCAGCCUUAUCCUCAAUUCAGAAUUCAGACACGUUUUCGAACGUCAUCACCGAAGGCGUGAUUCAUGGAAUAUUCUACCCAGACCUGCAGCCGAGGUAGACCAGCGCUCUCCAGCCAAAAUACAGCAUCUCACGUUCAUGGACAAAGAGGCAUUCACACUCUAAUCAUAUACAAACAAACACUACAAGAACCGAGUCACAAAAUCCUCACACUAUGAUUGAGUUUUUUCUCAUGUACACGGCCCAACAUUGUGAGUUUAUAGAGCAUAAUUGCGCUUUGAAAAAUCUGAGACUUGAGCUGGGUGAUAAGAAUAAAUUCAAUAAAUCUACCAUUAAUUAUUGAUAUUUUUUCACAAAAAAAAUAUUAAAGGUGCGGUCUGUAAUGUUUAAAAGUGCUUCUAGACCUGGAAUAAUCACAUCACCACACAGGUAUAUCAAAAUACAUAUCAUUUGCAAUUUUUACACUCACUGGAUCUGGAUAUUUUCUUUAUUUCUGACCUCUGUUAAAAUAUUUAUUACCUCCGCCCACUGGCUUGAAUAGAGCUGGUCAGCUCUGUGCAUUUUCCUUAAAACGUCCCUCACGUGGCAGAUGUGCUUGAAGCAGGUUGAGGAGGAGAGUGAAAUGAUUGGCAGUGUGUUCACUGUGAGUGCAGUUCACCUUACAGACAACAGAGGGUGCUGAAAUUUUACAGACUGCUCCUUUAAACGUUCAGAAAAUAUGCAGAUAUAGGUUAAAAGGCAACAUUUGGAAUUGAAUCAUCUUCAGAAUUGCAUCAGACUCAUGAUACAGGAAAUCCCGCCUUUUCUUUUUUCUUCCCCUAUUGGCCAGUGCACCAAACCAGUCAAUUAGGUUUACCCUACGCAUGCUGUGAUUGGCUGCUGGUGCGAAACGUGUGAAAGACUGUAUCAAGAGUUCAUUCGAGAAAAUGACUGAAUUGAAAUGAUAUAGAUGUAUAAAAAUAUACCAGAUUUAUGGGUAUUGCUAAAUACUGAUUAUCACCCAGCUCUGUCUGAUAGUCCAAAAGAAAAAAAGGUGCUUAAUUCACAGAUCAUUAACAUAGCCUAAUUAUCACAACCCGUACCUGUUCAAAUAGUAAAGAGAUAUACUGACCGGAGGAUUGGGAAAUAUUUCCAGUUUGGACCAAACGUACUUUAAAAACCCGCAGAGUGUUUACUGAGCCUUUCUACUAAACAUUCUUUCUCUGACGAAGCUUGGAGAACUCACCUCAACUGUAGUAUCAGCAAUCAUGGUAUUUAUAUGAAGAAGGGAACUCUUAAGCAUCUCUGAUGAAUUACUGCAGCUGCUCGAAACUGUGAAAGAGAAGUCUAUCCCAGUCUAUAGUUUACUGGUCUCGGGGUCCAGCUCUACAUGAGGUAAAAGUAAGGGUUCGGUUCUGAGUGAGACUCUUAGAGACAGGAUUCGCUUCCUUCUUCGUUCACUUCAGGUGUGUGGAAUCAAAUGUCGUCUUCUAAAACGAUAUUUGGGGGGGAAAUUAUUAAAAAAUGCACGGCAAAUGUAGCCACUCCGCCAAGAUGUGUUUUGGUGUCUUCUGUUUGCUGCUUGGAGCUAUGAGGCCAACAUAGUAGGCGUAAAAUCUGCUGUUGCGUGUGAUUUGACGUCAUUUUUGCAACCUCGAGUGCAUUCAAACGCAAAGCCGACAAUGCUGCAUUCUUCUUAAAAAGCAAACUGUAGUCAAAGCACACACACGUCUGUAUGUCGAUUGAUUUAAAGCAAAUCCUUGUACUGUAUAUAUACGCCCUAACUUAUUUACAGGUAAGAAGUGCUGCUUUGUUGUUGCUGUGAUGUUUAGAAGCCGUGUUUGUUUCACGUCACGACGUAAACAUGGAAGGAACUCGUAGUUGAGAAGACCACCCCAAGUUGAAAAGUAGGAAUUUCGAUUUGAGAGGGGUUUUUCCUACUUGGAAAUUAGGAAUUACAAGUCACCUUUGAGCAGUACACAGCAUCUAAGGAAGACUGGAAUAUUAUAAGGACAGCCAUAUCAAACAACUGGAAUGGCCUUUUCUAUGUGCCAUAGACCCAGUUCUAGUAGAAAACCGGAUGGUAGCAGGUAUUACAUUUUCUAUUUCCUUGUAAUAAAUUACCUUUUACUGAUCCAGACUAACACAAGUUGUGAGAAGCAAGCAUAUGAAGAUUUGGCCAUGUAUUUUAUGUAGAUGACCGGUGAUGGAGUGCCAGUACUUGUUUAGCAUCAUAGCUCCAGUGCACAGAACUAGAGAAGAAAACGCGUCUUGGCUGACUACAUUUAAAGGAAGUCCAAAUAGGUUUUUUUUGUUGUUGAGUCGUUCCUUUAGGUGUAAUUAUGCUAAAUAACAGGCAACAGACUCAUGAUAAUUACAUUUUUAACUGGUACACAGCGUGUAAGGGUGGGCACCUCAUACCGUGAUGCUCUUACAUGACAGCAGUUUCAUGUAUCGUAAUAUCCGGUUCUGCUAAAAAAGCAGAGCUACUAUACAAACGUUUCAUCAGGAACCCGACGAUAAAGGAAGUGAUAACACGUGAAAAUCCACCAUUGUAUCCAAACAGAUCAAUGGAGACCAGACGUAUUGACGAGACCCAAGACAAGACCCUGAGACGGGCAUUGUAUACUGUGACUCUGUUAUACUGUCUUGUACCACAGUGCUGUGGAACUCUCAAUUCUGAUUGGUCAGAAGGUGUUGAACCAUUUCCUUUAACAGGACACUAGUGCAGCUGCAAAUCACAGGUUUAUAUUGACGUCUGCGUCGUUCUGAUAUGUUCUCAUUUCUGAAGUAACAGCUAAAGCCGACAGUCCGUAUAAACGUUUAGUUGUGAAUUUUUCUAUAAGGAGAUACGUCAUUUUUACGAAAGGCAUCUACAGCGUCAGCACUUUGUUACAGUCAGUAAGGUUUCUGAUCCAGGAAAGUCUUCUCAUUGUUUUUUUUUAACUUAAAAAAGGGAGGCUGGUGAGGGGAAAAGGUUUAUAGCUGCUAUAACCUAAGUGAUAACAGGAAUGAACUAAUUUUUUUACAACAUUAACUAUAACUAACAGAAUUAUGAGUAAAUAAAAUAAAUGGGAAUACUUUGAAAAUUGCUGUGGUACAAGAGGAAUAAAACACAUUGGGACAGAGUGCAGCACAUCCCCAAGAGUUUUACUCCCCAUUUCAUCCGACCUUAACCAUGUCAGCAUCGAAAUGAAAACAAUCGCAUGCGUUAACACUAGUCCUUGACGUAUCUGAUCAGUCGAGCCGUCUGAAAAUGCGACGCGACACUAACGAAUUUUUUAACAGGUUAUUUAGCGCUGACAUUUUGUUUCGGUUGAAAAUGUUUUAACAUUUUGGGCAAUUCUGUUUAUCAUAUCUGAUAUUUUUUUUUUUUUUUUGUAUGUAUGUACUACGUGCCAUGAUGCUCGGAAGCCCAGGGUUCCUGGUUAAUGUCGAAUUUGAACCCUGUGUUAAGCACUUUAGACAGAAUUAUGAUUGUUAAUAAACUGUAUAAUAUAUAUAUAUAUUUAAAAAAAAUAACAGCAAUAAAAUAGUACAUUCUAAAAG
Messenger RNA from Hemibagrus wyckioides, 4174 nucleotides. RefSeq names its product sorting nexin 24 (gene snx24). Bases 159 to 746 code for a protein of 195 amino acids. NCBI's taxonomy places the organism in Eukaryota, Metazoa, Chordata, Actinopteri, Siluriformes, Bagridae. The record is from RefSeq and is a predicted model, not a curated record. Gene Ontology annotation, molecular function: phosphatidylinositol phosphate binding. The transcript is spliced from 7 exons.